ACAGUUGACUGAACAUUCGCUGCUACCAGGUGUAGUCUGAGACUAAAAGGAAACCUAACUUUGUUUGGUUUGUGUCUUCUUUGUUAAUUAUUUUCAAUCUCCCGAGUUUAGAUUUCAGUUGCAACAGCUAUGUUCUCCGUCAGUAUAUAACUGGACCUAGGCUCUUCUUCGAUACGCGUUAGUCUGGAGAUAAAGCAAAGACAUUACAGCUUACUAACCAGUGCAUCAGCAAUUCACCAAUUCGAAGCUCUUGAUUGAUCACUUACAUAUUAAGGAAGCUAGGCUUCUGUUCAUCCACCAUCAUUAAGCGCAGCCGUGAUUCAUUCUUUCUUAUACUCAAAAGAUUGGCUAGACGGGACAAAUGCAUCAUGUCUAAUCGGGAUUUUACAAUUAAAGUUGAAAAUUCGCACCCAGACUUGAGCGAUUUUCGUGAUCUUCCCGAUUUCUGUGAAUUUCGGAAUGGAGAUCUAAGCACCCAGCGGAAUGGAGGAAUGGGAGGAGAUGUGCGCUGCGGCAGUGGCGGUGUGGCUAUACCCAUGAGUAAUGGUAUUACUCGAACCAACAACUUUCCACUCAAUGGCAAUGCUAACUACGGAUAUGGCAGUCUAGGAACAGGUCUUGAUACAAUUGGUACCGGUGGUUAUGAUGCAGGUAGAGGUGGAGGUGGAGGUGAUGGUGGUAGUGAUGGAAGAAGUAGUGGGUUAGGAGGAGGUGAUGGCGACGGUGAUGGCAAUGGAGGUGGUCGAGAUCGUAGAGAUCGACGAGAUCGACGAAAGCGUCAGAGUAAGGAUACCGUCUCCAGUGCCGAAGACCGUCCCACUAAACCACUUUCCCCAGGACAACUGAAGAUGAAUGUCAGCAGACCGGUGUAUACUAACCUUGAGUUCAAUCACAAGUAUACGCCGCAUCAAGAACAUAAGACAGCGAGGCAAAGGAUAGAGAAGAGAUUCAAGCAAUUCCACUGUGGGGAAGCCGUAAAAUCAUCUGUUCAGUCGGUGCUACCGGUCUGCAAGUGGUUACCUGCUUAUAAAUUCAGGCAGUGGCUUUCAGCUGAUUUGAUCGCAGGAAUUACUAUGGGUAUCGUCAAUAUCCCACAAGCGUCAAUGUUCAAUAAGAAACCAGACAGACACAUUACAGUAGAAAAAUAA
Messenger RNA from Lytechinus pictus (painted urchin), 1148 nucleotides. RefSeq lists its product as uncharacterized. Gene Ontology annotation, biological process: transmembrane transport. Bases 369 to 1148 code for a protein of 259 amino acids. The transcript has 3 exons. Gene Ontology annotation, molecular function: oxalate transmembrane transporter activity; bicarbonate transmembrane transporter activity; chloride transmembrane transporter activity. The record is from RefSeq and is a predicted model, not a curated record. Lineage: Eukaryota; Metazoa; Echinodermata; Echinoidea; Temnopleuroida; Toxopneustidae. Gene Ontology annotation, cellular component: plasma membrane.